AUGGGACUCUCAGGUUCAAAACCACCAGGUGCACCUUUGGAGGUCAACAAGAAGCUUACAACAUUAGAGUUUGACACUCAGUUUGGUAUUGGAGAUGAUAAAGUUCUUGAUGAUCCUAGUGCAUAUCAACGAUUAAUUGGAAGACUUCCCUACCUCACCAUGACUAGGCCAGAUAUUGCAUUUGCAGUGCAAUGUCUGAGCCAAUUUAUGCAUUGUCCUAAGACAUCACAUAUGGAGGCUGCCAUCAAGGUGAUCAAGUAUGUCAAGCAGUCCCCAGGAAUGGGGAUAUUAAUGUCAGCAAAUGCUUCCUCUCAACUCACAGCCUUUUGUGAUGCUGACUCGGCCUCUUGCCCCAACACCAGGCGAUAA
Nicotiana attenuata is the source of this 369-nucleotide messenger RNA. RefSeq lists its product as uncharacterized. The transcript has a single exon. The record is from RefSeq and is a predicted model, not a curated record. Lineage: Eukaryota; Viridiplantae; Streptophyta; Magnoliopsida; Solanales; Solanaceae. Bases 1 to 369 code for a protein of 122 amino acids.